Homo sapiens (human) is the source of this 939-nucleotide messenger RNA. RefSeq names its product olfactory receptor family 4 subfamily F member 29 (gene OR4F29). The coding region runs from base 1 to 939 and encodes 312 amino acids. Gene Ontology annotation, biological process: detection of chemical stimulus involved in sensory perception of smell; G protein-coupled receptor signaling pathway. Gene Ontology annotation, cellular component: membrane; plasma membrane. The transcript has a single exon. Lineage: Eukaryota; Metazoa; Chordata; Mammalia; Primates; Hominidae. The record is from RefSeq and is marked validated. Gene Ontology annotation, molecular function: G protein-coupled receptor activity; olfactory receptor activity.
AUGGAUGGAGAGAAUCACUCAGUGGUAUCUGAGUUUUUGUUUCUGGGACUCACUCAUUCAUGGGAGAUCCAGCUCCUCCUCCUAGUGUUUUCCUCUGUGCUCUAUGUGGCAAGCAUUACUGGAAACAUCCUCAUUGUGUUUUCUGUGACCACUGACCCUCACUUACACUCCCCCAUGUACUUUCUACUGGCCAGUCUCUCCUUCAUUGACUUAGGAGCCUGCUCUGUCACUUCUCCCAAGAUGAUUUAUGACCUGUUCAGAAAGCGCAAAGUCAUCUCCUUUGGAGGCUGCAUCGCUCAAAUCUUCUUCAUCCACGUCGUUGGUGGUGUGGAGAUGGUGCUGCUCAUAGCCAUGGCCUUUGACAGAUAUGUGGCCCUAUGUAAGCCCCUCCACUAUCUGACCAUUAUGAGCCCAAGAAUGUGCCUUUCAUUUCUGGCUGUUGCCUGGACCCUUGGUGUCAGUCACUCCCUGUUCCAACUGGCAUUUCUUGUUAAUUUAGCCUUCUGUGGCCCUAAUGUGUUGGACAGCUUCUACUGUGACCUUCCUCGGCUUCUCAGACUAGCCUGUACCGACACCUACAGAUUGCAGUUCAUGGUCACUGUUAACAGUGGGUUUAUCUGUGUGGGUACUUUCUUCAUACUUCUAAUCUCCUACGUCUUCAUCCUGUUUACUGUUUGGAAACAUUCCUCAGGUGGUUCAUCCAAGGCCCUUUCCACUCUUUCAGCUCACAGCACAGUGGUCCUUUUGUUCUUUGGUCCACCCAUGUUUGUGUAUACACGGCCACACCCUAAUUCACAGAUGGACAAGUUUCUGGCUAUUUUUGAUGCAGUUCUCACUCCUUUUCUGAAUCCAGUUGUCUAUACAUUCAGGAAUAAGGAGAUGAAGGCAGCAAUAAAGAGAGUAUGCAAACAGCUAGUGAUUUACAAGAGGAUCUCAUAA